AUGAAAUUUGAGACGAAAUUUUCAGAAUGGACGCUGUGGACCACGAAGCUGUUGUGCCGCUACAUUGGCCAGACGGAGGGCACGUACACAUUUGUGCUGCUUUCUAAGAAGAGAGCUCUGGCAGUCGUCAACUGCCCGAGGAACACAACAAGCGAAUUGAAACACUGCACGUUCUCGGAAACAGUAAGCAACAAGAUUGUGGCUAUUCACUGCUAUCUUAGCUACUACCACAAUUUCAGUAAGGAAGGUGAAAUGAUCAGCUACAACCAGUCCGCCAACUCCAACAUCAACUUCACACUCGUUUCCAAAUAUCCAAUUGCUUUUGUCCAGAUGAUGGAUUUCCGUAAUGUUGAGUUCGACUGUGAGCAGUUCUCACUGACUGGAAACGAUGAGAAUCUUUUGGAUUCCCCUUUCUUGGCCGUCAACUACAGCUCCAAUAAUAUCUCCUUCACUAUCACUUAUACGAGCAGUUGCAGUAAAAGCGAAUCCCGGGCGUUCACUGAAUUCGCAUUCGCCCUCUACUUCAGUCGUCGUGCCAGAGCAUCAGUUGAGGACUCGAAAUUCAAAAAAGUAGAUCUUUUUUUUAUUUUUGUUUUUUGUUUUUACAGAUUUCUUCAAACGCAUGAAGAAGAAUAUAGCAAGCGCCUAAACUUGGCCUAUAAGUAG
This is a messenger RNA of Helobdella robusta, 666 nucleotides long. RefSeq lists its product as hypothetical. Lineage: Eukaryota; Metazoa; Annelida; Clitellata; Rhynchobdellida; Glossiphoniidae. The coding region runs from base 1 to 666 and encodes 221 amino acids. The record is from RefSeq and is a predicted model, not a curated record. The transcript has 2 exons.